AUGGAUUUCAUGAGGCCAGAAACUGUACUAGACUUGGCAAACAUUCGUCAAUCUCUAGUCCGAAUGGAGGAUACUAUUGUGUUUGAUUUGAUCGAAAGAUCCCAAUUCUUUAGCUCACCAUCGGUAUAUGAGAAAAACAAGUUUAUCAUCCCCAAUUUUGACGGCACAUUCCUCGAUUGGGCACUAUUGCAAAUGGAAAUUGCUCAUUCACAAAUAAGGCGAUAUGAAGCUCCCGAUGAGACGCCAUUUUUCCCCAAUUUGAUCAAAGCACCAAUACUACCACCCAUCAACUACCCUAAAAUUCUCGCCUCAUAUUCGGAUGAAAUCAAUGUCAAUGAUGAGAUUAUGAAAUUUUACGUUGACGAUAUUGUGCCCAAAGUCAGUUGCAAAGAAGGUGAUCAAUUGGAAAACUUGGGGUCGGCGUCGACAUGUGACAUCGAGUGUUUGCAAGCAAUAUCAAGAAGAAUUCAUUUCGGUAAAUUUGUUGCCGAGGCAAAAUAUGUCCAUGAUAAGCCAUUGUACAUUAAGCUAAUUCUCGCAAGGGAUGUCAAGGGAAUUGAGGAGUCAAUAACGAAUAGUGCUGUGGAGGCCAAAAUUUUAGAACGAUUAGUGGUCAAAGCAGAAAGCUAUGGGGUUGAUCCAAGUUUGAAAUAUGGUACUAAUGUUCAAAGCAAAGUGAAACCUGAAGUCAUUGCUCAGUUGUAUAAGAAAUGGAUCAUUCCAUUGACGAAAAAAGUGGAGGUUGAUUACUUGUUGAGGAGAUUGGAGGAUGAAGAUCCAGAGAUAGUAGACAAGUAUAGAUAA
Lodderomyces parapsilosis is the source of this 804-nucleotide messenger RNA. It is a transcript of the gene ARO7, whose product is annotated as chorismate mutase. The transcript has a single exon. The record is from RefSeq and is a predicted model, not a curated record. The coding region runs from base 1 to 804 and encodes 267 amino acids. Gene Ontology annotation, biological process: chorismate metabolic process; aromatic amino acid biosynthetic process. Gene Ontology annotation, molecular function: chorismate mutase activity. NCBI's taxonomy places the organism in Eukaryota, Fungi, Ascomycota, Pichiomycetes, Serinales, Debaryomycetaceae. Gene Ontology annotation, cellular component: cytoplasm.